Messenger RNA from Colletotrichum truncatum, 2802 nucleotides. RefSeq lists its product as uncharacterized. The record is from RefSeq and is a predicted model, not a curated record. NCBI's taxonomy places the organism in Eukaryota, Fungi, Ascomycota, Sordariomycetes, Glomerellales, Glomerellaceae.
AUGAAGCAGCCAUCAGUAGGAGACGCUAAGGCUGUUGGCCACGAGCUGGCGAGCGUACUUCCCAACGAUGGAGUUCCGUGGUGGAAAAAAAGGCACCUCAUCAAGCUCAACUUUUGUAUCGCCUCAUUCAUGCUGUUCACAAGCUCGAACGGAUUUGACGGCUCCAUUAUGAACGGCUUUCUAGCUCUGCCACAAUGGCGUGAAUUCAUGAGCAACCCAACUGGCGCAUGGCUUGGUUUUAUCAAUGCCGUGUAUUCUCUUGGUGCCGUCGUUGGGUUUCCAGCCUCCGCCAUUAUUUGCAACCGUUGGGGUCGCAAGAUCGGCCUCUGGCUAAGCGUUUUGGCUGCUUUAGUCGGCACCGCUUUACAGACUGCUGCUCCAAACCAGGCUGCCUUCAUUGUUGCCCGAUUCAUCAUGGGAGUUUCCCAAGGCCUAUCGGUCGGCGCCCCACUGCUCAUUGCCGAGAACGCUUUCCCCACGCACCGUGGUAUUGCAUCCAGCGUGUAUAACUGCGGCUGGUAUAUCGGUAGUAUUGUGGCGGCUUGGGCGACCUUCGGCACCCGAAACAUGGAAAGUUCAGCCUCAUGGAGGAUUCCAUCUGGACUGAUGGCUCUACUUCCAGUCAUCAUAAUUCCGUCUCUCUUUAUGAUGGACGAAUCUCCCCGAUGGCUUGUGUCAAUGGAUCGCGCCGACGAGGCACGCAUGAAUCUUGCCAAGUCUCAUUGCGGUGGUGACCUCAACGCGCCUCUUGUUGCUUUUGAGAUGGCCGAAAUUGAAGAAACUCUCAAGGCCGAAAAAGAAGCUAACGAAAGUUCUUCCUGGGCCGAUUUGUGGUCUACACCUGGAAAUCGCCACCGUCUAUGGAUCUCUGUUAGUCUCGGCAUCUUUGCGCAGUGGUGCGGCAACGGCGUUGUCAGUUACUACCUAGCCAUCAUCCUGGACUCUGUCGGCAUCACAUCUGUCACCAACCAGACGCUUAUUUCAGGCUGUCUACAAAUCUGGAACUUUAUCUGGUCCAUCGCCGCAGCCGCCUGUGUUGAUAAGGUUGGACGUAAGGCAUUAUUUAUGACCAGUGGUGUUAUUAUGCUAGUUUCUUAUAUUAUUGUCACUGGGCUUUCUGGCAGUUUUGCCGCUACCGGCCACGGCCCCACUGGACUUGCAGUCGUCCCCUUCUUAUUCAUCUAUUUCCUCGGUUACGAUAUUGCACUUACGCCACUUGUCGUCUCGUACCCGGUCGAGAUCUGGACAUAUCAACUACGAGCCCGAGGGCUGGCCAUGUGUCAAAUGGUUUCUCUCGGGGCCAUUUUCUUCAAUACUUUUAUUAAUCCGAUUGCUCUCGAUGCCAUCCAGUGGAAGUACUACUUUGUCUUCGUUGCAAUCUUGGUUGCCAUGCUUAUAUCUGUUUGGUUCACCUACCCCGAAACUCGAGGACUGAGAAUAACAAUGGCAUAUACGAAAGCCUGCAGAAACUUCUGGCUAGCCUAUGCCAAUGCGAUUAAGGAGGCACUCGACUUCGAACCGAGUGGAGAUACUGCCAUAUACAUUGCCAGCAAGACUCAGAAAGGACCCUUUGUAUCCCCAAGAGUCCCAGCAGACUAUACCAACUCAGGGAUCUUUGAAGCUUGUAACAACUAUCUUCAUCCGAACAGUCUGUUUUAUGAUCCUACCUCUAAGGAUUCGUACAUCGAAUCUUUGAAGGACUAUCUAAUGCUAGUUGAUAUCGGAGCUGAAGACCAAGUCGCAGUUCAGAUCGAGUCAUAUAUUAAAGACCUAGAUCACAACCUAGAAAUCUACGGAAGACUAAAAGAAAAGGCGUUGAAGACAUUCAGAAAACACUCAGACACCGGCGAUACUGGUGAUUUGACAUUUUUGCAGUGGUAUCAUACCAACGCAUUGGCAUUCUGUAAUUCCAGUCGAGAUGUUGACGCAGCGUUAGCCGCGCUGAUAACGUCUGCCAACAACGUCGGAAGCACUUUGGCUCAAAGAUGGGCCAAAGACUUGAGGAAGCUUGUUUUCGCGCUCAAAUGCGAACAGCAAAUACCAGGAAUCACUAUGGAUAGUAAUUCCGCAUCUGCAGAGCAACGCCAGAGAAUGUUGAUCGCUGUCCGAUCAGGAAGGAGACUGGCUGCUCCUAAAAGCUCUGUUUGCGUUCCUGCAUACUACUGCCCACUGUAUCAAGAUGUAGUACCGAACUGGACAGACGCGCGUAGUAGUGAUAAGCCAAGCGACAGGAUGUACAUCCGGUAUGCAGAAGGGGAAAUAGCCGCUGAGGGAGAUUUCGGCCAAACUGCGGAUCAAGGGGAGUUCGAUUUUACAUACACGCCCUGGGUCUCCUUCAAUACUGCUGAAAGUGAGAUUCUUUUGGAGUCAGAUAUUGCGGACGACUCGGUUGACAUUACUAUCACCUUUAACGAUAUCAGAGCAUUAGCCGUUUCUCCAGGCACAUGGGAUGUUGAGAAUCCCGAAUCAGCAUAUCGGAGGAUGAAGCACGCAUCAAAAGUGCCAACGCAACUCGUUCAACCACAAGCGAUCAUUGUCAUACAAAACUUGAGUUUCCGAAUCGGUUUUAGAGGCGUUUUGGUAUCCGAAGUGAGCGAGAAGAUCGAUUUAAUCCGGACUUCAGGUGGGUUUUUGAGGAUUUUGGGUGUUCCAGUCAAAAUUGGUGGAGACAGUAGCACUGACGACACUUCACACGUCGGAACUUGGGAUAACAACAAUGGCGUCCUGGAAGUUCUUCCUACUGCCGAUGGAGCCUUUGCAACAGUUGUUGCAAUGAUUGGAAAGCCCCUAUACAUGAAUUAA